Messenger RNA from Dermacentor andersoni, 810 nucleotides. Lineage: Eukaryota; Metazoa; Arthropoda; Arachnida; Ixodida; Ixodidae. The record is from RefSeq and is a predicted model, not a curated record.
AUGAGCAUUGUCCAUCCGUUUUAUGUGACGGUAGAUGACUUCACGGGAGAAGUAGCAUGGAUCAAACAGGUUGCAGAAGAACACAGCGUGUGUCUGCCCAUGGCCGAAGUGAAAAUCAGUGGACCGUUCGGGCAGGUCAUAACCGAGGAUGCUGUUUCCAAAUUCUUGUCGCUGCAGUACCUUACACUUCUUUCGAAUCGGUCGGAUGAGUUACUGCGUGACAAAGGGCUUAAACAUGGAGAGGGCGUAGUACAGGCGUUGACGCGAGGCCAAGCUCGUAAAAUCGCAUUGCUUUCGGCUGAAAGUGCAAAAGCUGCUCCCGCGGAAGAAACCCUGCCAGCUGACCAGCUCUAUGAGGGCAUAUCACUAGGGUGUCAAAGUUCACUCCUACAGGAAGAGCCAGCUGACGCACUCGCAAGCGAGACAGGGUCGUUACUAUCACCGGUCUCAAAGAACUUUGAUCAGCUCUUACGUGUGGACAGAGUGUCACUGUCAGCCGAGGAAAAGAAUGAUGACAGCUUAGCUAAAUUGCAUCAUACGGCUAACGAAGGCAUUGCUAGGCGCAACGUGACGGCACAAGAGAGAGGAGGGUUGUUGUAUCGGCACUACAGAGACCGAAAGGGUAGGAUUCUAGAUCAGUUAGUCGUUUCUACUAAGUACAGGGAGGACCUUUUGAGUGUCUGUCAUAGGAAUAGCUGGUCUGGCCACCUAGGCAUAAAAAAAUCAAAGGAAAGAUUGCUUCUGGAAUACUAUUGGUCUGGCUGCUUCAAAGACGUAGAAAACUUUGUAAGAUCAUGCGACGCCUGCUAG